GUUACACUCCAGAGAGAGGAUGUGCCAAAUCUUUCCCGCCCUUUCGGCAGUCAACCUACAUAAAUCGUGCCAGAUGGUCCGCUCUCUAACCUGCCAGUGCGAGAAGUGUUUGUUGAAAACAGAAGACACAGAAAUGGGUGAAGAAACGUACACAGUUUACACCAGAAUGGAAGAAAUAACCGAACAGGAGGACAGGCACCUUGCUGGAGCGAAGAAAGAGAUCAGAAAUGACUUGACUGUGAUCAUACCAGAGAAUCCGUUUCCAGAGAUCGAAGUAGAUGCGUACCCUCCACUAAAAUUCUCGUGGGUCAUUCCAAAGAAAUUGGCAGCGAUGGCUUUCCCCAGAAACGUUGAGAAUUUAAAGUUUCUUACCAACCAGGGUAUCACGCACCUGGUAACACUGACAGCCGGCAAGAAGCCGCCAGUGGACGAUAUUGCCAGGUUGCGGUGGACGGAAGUGCCGGUUGAGGAGUUCGAAGUACCCACAGUUGAUGACGUCAAAAAGUUUAUUGAUGUCUGUAAACGGGCCGACAAAAAUGGCGAGGUCAUAGGCAUCCACUGCCGGCAAGGCCGCAGCCGCUCCGGCGUGAUGCUGGCUUGCUACCUGGUGCACUUCCACCGGUUCCUGCCCGACCAGGCCAUGAACGUCAUCCGGAUGAUCCGACCAGGGUCCUUAGACGCCGAGGAGCACGAAGAGGCCGUGGGCAACUACUUCAUGUACUUGACAGAGGACAACCCUCUGAAGUUCGGAGUGAGCGUCGAAGUGAUGGAGGAAUUCAUGCAAGCCGCCAAGGACGCCACCAAAAAGGUGCUGGAUUGAAUUGUGAUGAUUGUGAUGUGUGAUGAUGUACCUGAGAUUAAAUGUUGACUGUUUUGUUUA
Molecule: messenger RNA, 880 nt
Organism: Ostrinia nubilalis (European corn borer)
Lineage: Eukaryota; Metazoa; Arthropoda; Insecta; Lepidoptera; Crambidae
Product: dual specificity protein phosphatase 23-like
Exons: 4
Coding region: 20-820 (266 amino acids)
Biological process (GO): protein dephosphorylation
Cellular component (GO): cytoplasm
Molecular function (GO): protein tyrosine phosphatase activity; protein tyrosine/serine/threonine phosphatase activity
Source: RefSeq, a predicted model, not a curated record